Messenger RNA from Stegostoma tigrinum, 3737 nucleotides. It is a transcript of the gene kiz, whose product is annotated as kizuna centrosomal protein. Gene Ontology annotation, cellular component: centrosome. The record is from RefSeq and is a predicted model, not a curated record. The transcript has 16 exons. Lineage: Eukaryota; Metazoa; Chordata; Chondrichthyes; Orectolobiformes; Stegostomatidae. Gene Ontology annotation, biological process: spindle organization. Bases 39 to 2519 code for a protein of 826 amino acids.
UAUGGCAACGCAGCAAACCGGCGCCGGCCGUGUCGGACAUGGCGGCCAGCGAUCCGGCCUUCCUGGCGAGAUUAGGCGAACUGCAGCGGCAACUGCACGGCAGUGAGCAACAAAGACUGGACCUGGAGCAGAGCCUUUUGAAAUGUAGGAAGUCAAGUCAGUGGAUGCUAAAAAGAGCCAGGCUGAAAAGUUACUUGAACGAAUUACAUGAACGGGAGAGGAAAGCUCGGCUUCGUAACUGUCAAUUGCUCAAGGAUUUUGAAAACAUUGAAGCCCAGGUUGCAGCAUUAACGUCAGGUUCAGACAUGCUGAAGCAAAUGAAGACAGAGUAUGAAAAACAGAUUGAAAAGUUAAUGCCAGUUUGGAGCGAGAACCUGAAACUACAAAGGAAGGAGAAGGAAGUCACUAUAGAGCAAACAGGGAACUCAUCAAGACUAAAGGAUACAGAUGUCGGAAAACAUAUGUCAAAAGGAUUAUCCACAACUUUUGUUAUGGACCAACAAGCAUCACGGACCUCAAAUAGAACAUGUUUGAGUUCACAAGAAAAAUGUCAACAGCAUGUGGAGAGCUUUAUGUCUUCCCAGCCAUGCAAGCAGGCAGCAUCAAUGACAGCAACACACAGUAAUUCUGUGAUGGACAACUUGAAGCCACCCAUGUCAAGCAAGGAAAACCAAGACUUCCACACUGUUUCUGACAUAAUAGAAAGAGAGACAGGACUCCAAACAAGUGAAGUAAUGCCAUUCACUCCCAUAAUCUCUUCAAGAAAUGAAAGACAUCGCUAUGAAGGGAUAGAAUGUAAUAGGUGUAUUAGAGCAAAUGGUUCAGCUGGCAGUCAGGAAUUACCUACACCUGUGACUCAGCUAGAGUCCAUUAAAGAAGAGUUGACACAAACCACUGUACUGGAUGAUUUUAAGAAUCGCCUGACAGGUGAAGAGAAUAGUCACAAAAACAUUAUUGUAGGUGAUCAAGCACCUGAGCAGUUUCAGAGGCAAUUCAUGGACCUGCUUCAAGAUGAUGCGUGUUCAGGAGGUUCCAGCAUGAACAUAAAAGAAAACAACAUUUUUCAAUCGGACAACAAUAAGACUCCACACCAGCAGGAUGUUGAUAACACUAUUGAUAAAGGAAGCAAGUUGAAACAAGGAAAAGAAAUGAAAACCAGGAAAAAGAGAAAUAUGUCAAAGAACAUGUCUAAGGUUGAAGAUAGCUAUGAGACAUUCAUGAAUACCGUGAGUUCCCUGAAUCAAAAGAAAGAUGCAGGGGAGACUCCGAGGCCAAGCCAGGAUGUGCAGAGACUGGCUGAUGAAAUGUGUGAUUCAGAAAGUGACCUUAGUCUUUCUGUUAAUGGUGAAGAAUUGAAGUUGAUGGAACCCUUUGAAAACCCGUGCAAUCCCAUUCUACUUCGUAAGACAACUUUCAAUGAUGAUGCGGCAAGGGGCAGUGAGUCAGCCCUUACCAAAGAUAAAAGCUUUACUAUUUUUAAAGAAGAAAAUGUUGCACCUUUAGUAAAUCAGCCAGGUAAAAAAGACCAUGGUGGACCUGUAGUAGCUGACCUUCAUGGAGAACUACACGAGUAUGCAACUGAAUCUCAACAGAAUGACACCCGCCUUUCAUUGGAAGGAUUUUUCCACUUACUUCAAACAAUAGAAGACGGUGUUAGUGAAACAGUGGCUAAUUAUUCACAGCCUAUUACCAUAAGUAAUGAGAAACUGCAAGAAAUCACAAGUACUUGUAAUAAGAAAGGCAGUGUGAGCAGAGAAAACCUUGAUGUCUGUGGAGCAGUUGUUCUUCACCAGCUCAAGGGUUUGUCACAAAGUACUUCAACUGGUUGUCUGCUGACUGAAGAAAUUUUGAAUAAGGAGUGGAAAGCAACUGAUGCAAUCAAUUAUAGAUUGUCAGAUUUGCCUGCUGACUCUGCCACGUUGUGGGACCGCUGGUAUUUGCACGUUCUUUCGAUGUUGGAACAUCAGGUGCUGACCACAGAUGAGGCUGCAGAAAUGUUUGGACCGUUAUUGGUCGCAGAAAGCAGUAACAACUCCAAAAAGGCAACAGCAUUAUUGAAGAAGAUCCUUCCAAAAGAAAUUGAAAAACAAUCUUUUCCAAGUGAUGACUCAUCUUGCAGCUUGCCAUCCAUUUUCAACGAUGUAGAAAUUAAACCAGAAAUUCCAGUGCCGUGCUUUGACUUAAAAAGUACCAAGCAGCAAGAAACAAGAGCUUAUCAACUGUUAAAGCUAUCAGCAAUGCAGAAGAAUGAGGAGGUUUCAGAUUUACAUUCAGCAGGUUUGAGCAAGCAGAAGCAGAAGGUAAAAAAUGAUAAUAAAGUUGAGGUUAAUUUUGAAACUGGCUCAAGUGAAGAAAGUCCACAGUUAAGGGACAGAAGCAAAAAAGAGAGGAUUAAUCCUGCAAAAUCAAAAGCUUUUUGGGGUGAAUCUGAUGACAGUGCAUCUGAUAUUGAAGCAAUUCUUCAUCCUAAGACAUCAGAAUUAUUUGAGGACAGAGAUGAUUUUGAAGAUUUCUUUUAACAGCAAAAAUUAACCAUUCAAUUGACAAGGCAUUAUAAUGUACCCAGGCCUGAAUUGGAGAUGUUCAGUUAGUGAUAAAUGUAUCUCACAAGUUGUCAUAGAAAUUCAAUACAAUUGCCUUCUCAUUUGUUUCUUGCAUUCAAUCAUUGCUUCAAAAAUAAAGAAAAUGGGAAUCAAAGUGAACCUUUCGGUGUUUUGCAUUACAACAGUGGCUAAGAUUUCUUGGGAUGAGGCCAUUCCUAACAGCAUACAGACUGUGAUGGAAAUUUGCCCUGAUCCUAUCAAUCUGUUAGAGGAUAAUUUGUUAUAAUUGUGCUCAUUAUUCACAAGGUAUGUGUCCCCUUGUAGCACUUAAUAAAUAUUUUCUUUAUUUAAACAUUAAUGUUUUCUACUCUAGUAGGGGCAUAUUAAAUUCUAGAAGUUAUAAAUAUGUUGAUUAAUGCAUACUGUAAAUCUUAAAAGCACAAUUACAAUGUAUAGUUUUUAAUAUAAAUUGCAUGCAGAAACUCGACUCUUUUUAAUGGGCAACAGAACAUAGCAACAUAUUUCUUUCACAUGCAACACAUAGUCAAAUGUACUUGCAACUUUCCUCAACAUGUCUAAGUAUCUUUAUAUUAAAAAUUCGCUCUGAGCACACUCGGUAAUAUUUUGUAAAACACAAAACUGGUACAUAAAGACAGGAGAGAUUUGUAGGCAUUGACUUCUUUAAUAUUUUCUUUUUCACCCAAUUCCAACUGACUGAACUUGAGACCAAAUUAAGUACUGUUCAGUUAAUCAUUGUUGAAUAUGAAAAUUUUGGAACCAUUCUAUGUAUAGCAGAGUUCCACAAAUAGUAACAGGAUAAUGAACCAAUAACCCAUUUUAAUUAUGCUAAUUAAGGGCUAAAUAUUAGCAGAGGGAGGAGCAUUUCUGCUUUAGUCUUUCAUUGAUGUUAAUAGGGUCCUACUGAACAUUGAAAUGUAAUUCCAAAAUAUAGCAAGAUACCUUGUCUACCUCACUCUUACUUAUAUUAAUAUAAGUGUUUGUGUGUGUGCUGUGCGAUAAUGAAGUGACCCUAUGAACAGUUUGCAUAAUACAUAAAACACAUUGAUUAGAAGAAAACAAAAAGGUCACUGUCUAUUGUUGAGAAAAAGAGACUUUGCUGAAAUUUGAACACAAUUGUGUAUCGAACAGGAUGUUCUUAGAACAUAUCACCAAUAAAGACCAAUUUUCUUCUUA